GGGCCGACGCGGAAACGCCCGGCUUUCCCCGGCUUCCCGGCCGGGCCGGGGCCCCCCGGUCUCCCCCUGGCUGGGUCCUCCUUGGGCGGGGCAGGGCCGGCCGGGGAGGGGGCGCGGGGCCUUUGUUAGGGAGCCAGGCCCCAGCCCCCGGGACAAUAGAGACACCCUCCCGGAAUCCUCUCCCCGGCCCGUCCGGGAUCUGGGCAGGCGGCGACCUAGAGGGGUCGGGACGAGUCCCACUCUGCUUACUCUCUGGGGGUCGGUCUGUCCCGGCCCGCCGCUGGCCUUGGGCGGCUCGGCUCUCCUCCCCCCAGUCGGUAUGAUGCAGCAGCAGUGCCGCAAGGACGGGAGAAGAGCCGCGACACGGCCUGCUCCCCUUCCCAGUGCCCCUGGCUCAUUUGUCAGUCCCCACCCCACUCGAGGCCGGCAGCUCCUUAAACUCGCACCCACUGUUCAGUGGGGCCCCGAACUGUGGGCACUGUUUCUGAAUCCUACGGUGGGGGUUUCUGGACUUUGGGGCUCUUGGAGAGACUUCCGGGCUGGUCCUGAGGGAGGGAGGGUACGAUCUAAAAGAACAGGUAAGGGGAGUGCCCACUCCUCGCGUGCGUACCAUGGGGCUCUCCUCCGCUCCUGUUCUUAGUGGCUAGAAAUGCCCUUUGCCUGUAGGUUUCUGUGGGCUCUGAUCCCCUUGUAGAGUGGCAGGCUUAUUUUAAGAGAAGACAGAGUGGGGUGAAGGUUGUAGGGUAUUAGGGCCAUUCCUACUUCUGGUAGCAGUACCCCCCCAAGUGGACAUCCUGGCUGAAAGCAGAGCCGUGUUGCCGCCCGCUGUGCUAUGAGCAGUCAGAGCGCCGUCUCCACAAGAGUUUACACAUGAAAAUGGAGGAAAUGUCUUUGUCUGGCCUGGAUAACAGCAAACUAGAGGCCAUCGCUCAGGAGAUAUAUGCUGACCUGGUCGAGGAUUCUUGUUUGGGAUUCUGCUUUGAAGUACACCGGGCUGUCAAGUGUGGCUACUUCUUCCUGGAUGAUACAGAUCCUGAUAGCAUGAAGGAUUUUGAGAUCGUGGACCAGCCUGGGUUGGACAUCUUUGGACAGGUUUUCAACCAGUGGAAGAGCAAGGAGUGUGUUUGCCCCAACUGCAGCCGCAGUAUUGCUGCUUCCCGCUUUGCCCCCCACCUGGAGAAGUGCCUGGGAAUGGGUCGCAACAGCAGCCGAAUCGCCAACCGCCGGAUUGCCAAUAGCAACAAUAUGAACAAGUCUGAGAGUGACCAAGAAGACAACGAUGACAUCAAUGACAAUGACUGGUCCUAUGGCUCAGAGAAGAAAGCCAAGAAGAGAAAAUCAGACAAGAACCCUAAUUCCCCUCGAAGAUCCAAGGCUCUAAAACACAAAAAUGGGGAACUUAGCAACUCCGAUCCUUUUAAGUAUAGCAACUCAACUGGGAUCAGCUAUGAGACCCUGGGGCCAGAAGAGCUGCGGAGCCUGCUCACCACGCAAUGUGGAGUGAUUUCUGAACAUACCAAGAAGAUGUGCACAAGGUCACUACGCUGCCCGCAGCACACGGAUGAACAGAGGCGAACUGUACGGAUUUAUUUCCUUGGGCCCUCAGCUGUUCUUCCAGAGGUAGAGAGCUCCUUGGAUAACGAUGGCUUUGACAUGACUGACAGCCAGGCCCUCAUCAGCCGGCUUCAGUGGGACGGCUCUUCUGAUCUCUCACCUUCUGAUUCAGGCUCCUCCAAGACUAGUGAAAAUCAGGGAUGGGGUUUAGGUACCAACAGCUCUGAAUCACGGAAAACCAAGAAAAAGAAAUCCCAUCUGAGCUUGGUAGGGACUGCCUCUGGCCUGGGCUCCAACAAGAAGAAAAAGCCAAAGCCACCGGCUCCCCCAACGCCCAGCAUCUAUGAUGACAUCAACUGACUUGGGUGUAAGGGAUAGCCUUUGGCUGAGAGAGCCCUCUCUCCCGACCCCCACCCAGGCAGCAUAGCCUGGCAUAUGGACAGCUGCUGGGGGUUUGGGCUUGGGAAGCUUGGUGGGCCAGGCAGGCAGAGGACCCAAUUAUGAGCCCCUGGGGGGUGUCAGGGUCCUCUGCAACGAAGCAUGACUCCUCGGCGUGCAGGACUCAGACCUGGACAUAUUAUGCCUUGGACAUAAGUUUGGUGGGGAGGCGGUUUUCCUAUUUAUUCUGUGAGUUACUGGAUGUCCAGCUAGGCUGGGAGCCUGACCUGGGCACUGUGCCAGGGCACUGCCUGCUCCCCACCCCAGGAACUGGACUAAGCCCUGCCGAGGGGCAUUGUGGCUACCCAGGCUGCUUUGGGUUGGAAGCUGAGCCCAGAGGGGGCCUCCCCUGGCUGCCCUCAGCAAUGUGAAAGGGUCCGGUGCUUGGAGCUGAGGGGCAGGGCUGCUAUGUCCUGUUUGUGCAGAGUCCUGUCAAAUGUCCCCAUUCCCUGGGGUCAGCAGGCACAGUGCUGUCUGCUAAGGUGGGCGUCCAGAACUGCCUCACAGGGGGCAGCCCUUUCCCCUCAGUCCCCAUGGGCCUCCUUGGCAGCAGGAGCUGUCCUUUUGUUGUUGGGUGCCGGGAAAGGACCUUCAGCCUCUACAGCUUCAAGGAAUGGGAAGGGGAGGGUAGGAAGAGGGAGCCUGUAUCAGAGUGGCCCCCUGCCCUCCCUGCCCCAGGGCUGUGAGGAACGGCCCAGGUGAGAGGGACGGUGCUGCUUUAUUUGAAAUGUUUCUUACCUCAUUCCCUGCCCCAGGAAGGGGCCCAGCCUCACCCUCCUGGGGUGGCCCCGUGUUCUCCCUCCCUUCCUGCCCCCUGCCCUGCCCUGCUGGGGCAGCCUGAGUUCCCAGCUGCUGCUUGCCCCCCACCCCCUUUUACCUUGACCAGCUUCGGUUCCUCUCAGCGCUCUCUCCUCUAAAGCCUGCCCUGUUUCCCCUCCCUUGCCGCUUUUAAGUUAUUUAUUCUGUACUUGUGGUUUGGGGCUCUGAGGAAAACCCUAAUCUUGUGCCUCUCUCCCUUUGCUAGGAGUAGGGUGGGAUGAGAAGGUAGUCUCUGCCCUGGGUUGCCAGUGGAGCUUGGAAGGGUGCUCUUGCCCCUCUGUGGGACUGUCAUGCCAUAGCACCCACCUACCAGACCUAUAUCCCACCUCCAAGCAGGUACCAUCACACCUUGGAGCUGGAAGAUCUGGCUAUGGGCUGAUUGACAGGGAUGGGGUUAAUCCUGAGCCAAAUUUUCUGGCACUUGCUAUACAUGUCCCCUCUCUUCCCAGGAGGAGCCACUCCCGUAUUGGGUAGCUAGUACCCAGGACUGGUUGAACUGAUUGGGAUAGGGACCCAGAGGGUUAAGGGAACAACAGUGCAGGGCUGCAGUACCCCAUCUGGAGCCCCAGUUUCCCUGGGGUGGUUCUCAUUGUGGCUGAUGCCUGGUUACAAAUUGAUUUUUUUUUUAACCCAAGUAUUGUGAUUAUUUUUUUUUAAAGUCAAGCUAAUUUUGGCAGGAGUUAGAAUAAGUCCUGGAGCCUGGGCCCCUCUGUCCUUGGCCCUCCAUAGCCUUCUCACUAGAGGGGGAAAGAGAAGGUUCUCGGGCCGGCCCCACUACCAAGCACAGCUUGGGAACCUGCCGAAGGUCGGGAAGCCGUCCCAGGCCCCUGUCCCUCUGGAGAAGUAGCUGCAGCUCAGGCCAACUCACUCUGCUCUCUCUUCCACCUCUCCCUUUCCCUCUGGUUGGAGGGAGUAGUUUGGGAACUGGUUUGUCCACAAUAACUUCCCCAUUGUCCCUUGGCUCACCCUCAGGGCAGAACCCCCUGCCUGGGCUGGGUGAGAGAUGGGCUUGGUCCAGCAGGGACCCUGAGGGAACAAGCCCCUUCCUUCUGGGGAGUUUGCCCUCCCUACUGUGUAGUUGAACAGGGGCUAGGAACUCCCCACUCCCUCCCUCUAACAGCAGGCUGUGUGGGUUUCUAUUCCCAUCCUCCCCGCCCUGGCUAGGUCGUCCACCCUGUAUCCUAUCAUGUGUCUGUGUGGGGGGGUUCUGUACUAAUUUCCAUGGCCGGUGGCUUUUCCUUCCAUGCAUCACUCCCCCCCGCAUGCCCAGGGGCCACCCGCCUGGCAUUACCGCAUGCUGGGGUCAUUGGGGGAGGGGGGUGGGGCUCACGCUGUCCUGUGGUCUUGAGAUUUUUAUUUUUGCAUAUGUAAUCCAUCCUGUACAGGUAGCUAACUUUGUAAACGCUGUGUAUUCCCCUCUGCCCCCAUGGCUGCUGGUGUAAAUAAACUGCAUCUCCCGUUGGUA
This is a messenger RNA of Arvicanthis niloticus (Nile rat), 4276 nucleotides long. Lineage: Eukaryota; Metazoa; Chordata; Mammalia; Rodentia; Muridae. The record is from RefSeq and is a predicted model, not a curated record.